This is a messenger RNA of Rhodamnia argentea, 1230 nucleotides long. Its product is annotated as protein SODIUM POTASSIUM ROOT DEFECTIVE 3-like. Bases 62 to 931 code for a protein of 289 amino acids. Gene Ontology annotation, molecular function: metal ion binding. The record is from RefSeq and is a predicted model, not a curated record. NCBI's taxonomy places the organism in Eukaryota, Viridiplantae, Streptophyta, Magnoliopsida, Myrtales, Myrtaceae. The transcript has 3 exons.
AGAACCUCACCUUCUCUAUCCAAGUACCAUCCUCCUCGUCAUCACCCUCCGACCAAAGCAUAUGAAACGAAUAGACAUCUCGUGUGCUUCCCAAGCCUCAACGGCCAUAUGCUCGAGCAUGGAGAACAAGACCAAUCCUUCAUCUUCAUCAUCCAGCGUGCAUUGUCUGGGCAACCGAGCCAUCGAUCGCCACAAUCCCAUCAUCAAAGAUGCAAGGCGGUCCGUCCGGUCAUCCCGGCCCAUCACUGCCCCUUGCAGCUCUUCUCACUACCCUCCCAUCAACCCCAUUCCAUAUCACCAACUUCACCAGAAAACCAAACCCAACUCUCUCUUUCCUUCGAAAUCAAGCUUUGACGACCCCAACAAGAACCAGUCAAGGACUGACCAAACGAAGAACAAGAAGAAUAAGAAGAGGAGCGUGCAUAGCAUUUUGACCAGGAGCUUCUCUAGCAAGACGGAGACUGCGUCCACUGUGAGGAACAACGUCAGCCCCAAGCCCAAGCUCGGUCACUCUAGAACAACUCCGCCUGGUUCGACCCGGUAUCUCUUGGACAGUACCGGUUCAACGGAUGGGUUUUCAGAUCAUGACCCGGCUUUGGCACCUGCUCCGGCUCAGACUCAGAGUAACAAUGAUCAAGAUCAAGAUCGUCAUCAUCAAAUUUUUGCUUCCAAGCCCACUUCGUCUUCUUUGUCGUCUCGCUUUAAAUCUGCUUCAAACCAGGUGGUCGUCUUGAGGGUGUCGCUGCACUGCAAAGGCUGCGAAGGGAAAGUGAGAAAGCACUUAUCAAGAAUGGAAGGCGUGUCGUCGUUCGACAUAGACUUUGCAGCUAAGAAGGUGACCGUUGUGGGAGACAUAACACCAGUAGGUGUUUUGGCGAGCGUCUCGAAAGUGAAGAAUGCUCAGUUUUGGACAUCAUCGUCAACGCAAUAGCAAUUUCAUUAAUCUUUCACAAAGCCUACAAUGAAAAGUCUUAUCUCCUUAGUAAUAUGUUGUGGUCUUAGCCUCUUAGGAUUGGCUAGAAAAUGGAGUAGUUUUUGGUUUUUGUUUUUUUUUUUAUUUCUUUAACAUUUCCUCUUUUUAAUUUUAAUUUUAGUUGAAGAAAAUAAUGGGGUUGAGCAGUUCAUGAAAUUUCUUUUUCUUGUGUGUUUUUUGAGAAUCUCUGUUGCUUUGGAAGAUGGGAAUCUUUUGAUUCUUUUUCGGCUAUAUUCUCGGAUGCUAUUUUGUUGUCA